UCUACUUGCUGCGUGUGACGUCACACCGCCGCAAGAAGAACGUGUCUGGUGCGUCGUCGACGUAACGAACAUGGCCGCUUGAUGCUGUUGGAGGCGUUUAGUUUUUUUUUUAAAGUUCAGUUUUUGUUACUUUUUAAGGAUGAUUGAUAACAAGGACAGCGCUGAGAAAAUGGUGCCAUCCAGUGAGGAGGAAGAAAAUGGUGGAGGAGAAAAAGAGGAGGCAGAAAAUGGUGAUGGAGAAAAAGAGGGGGCACCGCUGGCUCUAGAUACACCUGAAAAAAUGAUUCCAUUGCCAGUUCUACCUGAAGAGAAAAAGAAGAGUGAGGGGUUAAAUCUGAACAACGAGGUCGUGAAAAUGAGGAAAGAAGUGAAAAGGGUACGGGCUCUGAUCAUCAGGAAGUUGACACGCCAGAUUUCUGCCCUCAAGAAGAAGAAAGGGAAUGAAAAGGAAGUUGAGAGGAAUCAGAGGAGAGCUGACAGACUGCUGGAGGAGAUCCAUGCCAUGAAAACCCUCGCGCCGGACCUGGUGACCAGGACGGCCUUGCAGCAAAAUCUCAGCUUUGAACAGGUGUGCAGAAACCCCAAGUGUAAGAUUUCUGAGCGGGCCGUAGCGCGCAUUGCCACCCACCCUCAGUUCAACAGGAAGAUCCAGGACAUCAAAGCUGGCAUAGAAGCCUUCAAAGAGGAGAGGAUGAAGGGUGGAAAGAAAAGAGGUAGAAAGGUGCAAAAUGAGGCUCCAAAUGUGGCUGUGGCAUUACCACAUAGUGACAGAGAAGAAAGAGAUGUUGAAGACAAAUCAGUGGAGCAAAACAAACCAAACAACUCAGACGUUUUUCCGAAAGACACAGAAGAUGUAACUGUUGGUAUUCCUGAGACAGCUGAUACUGCUGAUGUGCAAAAGGAAGAAAUGCAACCAUCAAAGGGUACGAGACCCAAAAACAGUGAAACAAAAGUCAUUGAAAAAAAUAAACCAGAAAAUAAAGUAAAGAAAUCGAACGUCAAGCCAGCGCCCAAAGACCAGGAAGCGAGUGACGUAGAGUCAUCCGACGGGGAAACGAAAGAGUACUUUGAUGACAGCACAGAGGAGCGCUUCUAUAAGCAGUCGUCUGAGUCAGACGACAGUGAUGGAGUGGACGACUUCUUCCUGGGAAAAGUGAGCAGGUUCAAAAAGAGGAAGAAGAAAAGCACAGAAGCCAAGAAGAUGCACGACGGGAAAGUGACGACUUCGGAACUGGUUAAGAGUGAACUGCAUGAGGUCGAACCCAGCUUGAAGUUGAAAUCUGCUAAACUUCAGUCUGUUUUCUGCUCUACCCUCUCAGGAACGACUGCUGAUAGACACAAAGGGAGCAGUCGGUUCAGGAGCCAAGGGAACGAGAAGAGAGGCGGUGGACAAAGUACAAACUAUAUUGGAUGGCCCAAAGGGCAAAAGCAGGACAAGGAGACAAGAGGACGUUCGGGGGCCGUCUACAAAAAACAUCCUGCUUCAGAGGAGAAAGGCUUUGCCUCUACUGGGCAAGAGAGGGGUCGGGGCAGAGGUGAUUUUACAAGGCAAACAGAUCGCAAAGGUGGACGAGGUUUUUCCCAUCAGGCACCACAGCAGGCGUUGCACCCGUCGUGGGAAGCCAGCAAGAAAAGGAAGGAGCAGGAAGGACAAAUCCUGGCCUUCCAGGGGAAGAAGAUUAAGUUUGAUGAAGAUGACUGAACUAUUUUUUUAUUAUGAUUAUUAAUGCUGAUGUUUGUAUGUGCAUCAUUCUGUAUCUGGUUGAUUCUUAUUGACCAGACAAGCAAAUAUUAAUCAGCUGCUGAACAUAACGAUAAGGAGAAGUGUUUGUGAUGUGAAUGGGAACAUAUUGUAAAUGUUACUCAUAAAAGUUAAAUUUUAAGAUGUUUAGGGUGUUUUUUUAUAAACAGGUUUAUGACUUUUUAUGAUUUAUUGUUGCACUUGUUACUUCUUGUCAAAUGACUGCCAGUGAGCCCGUGUUUACAGUUGUACAUUUUAUAGAACAAAUUAACGGUUUUCUUUGUUUUGUGGACUUGUAUGUAAUUAUUGUAUUUAAACAAUAACAAUGGAGUAAGCAGCUAGAGAAAGUGAA
Thalassophryne amazonica is the source of this 2093-nucleotide messenger RNA. RefSeq names its product serum response factor binding protein 1 (gene srfbp1). The transcript is spliced from 3 exons. Lineage: Eukaryota; Metazoa; Chordata; Actinopteri; Batrachoidiformes; Batrachoididae. Gene Ontology annotation, cellular component: nucleus; 90S preribosome. Bases 140 to 1702 code for a protein of 520 amino acids. Gene Ontology annotation, biological process: maturation of SSU-rRNA. The record is from RefSeq and is a predicted model, not a curated record.